AUGGUAUCUCGAGGCCCAAGGCCAACCUUGACUCAGGGUCUAGAUAGAGAGAUCUAUCAAGUAGUGCGCAAGCUGGCUGAUGAGCAAGCCCAGCUCGAAAAUGGUGGGAAACGCCUGACCGUCUCGAAUGUCUACGACAGCAUAAAGCAUUCGAAUUCCAGCUUGAAGCGCAGAAGCAAGAAACUGCUUGAGGACUCGAUCGACCGAGUUCUGCUCGUGCUGAGAGAGGAGCAAGAUGACAGCGAAUCUCUGGAUGGCGAUUUUAAUGGCUUGGAGGAUCCCGUUCCACAAUCGAAGGAACAAAAUAUCAUGAAUAAGAGCAUCACUCGCAUGUGGGCAAAAUCGACAUCUGCUUCUGCGAACAUGACCCCGAGAGAAGGAACCCCUCCACCCAAUGGGACCAUUACACCGAUGCUGCCUAUCCAGUCUCUGCAGAAUGAAGGCACAGAACCUCCGGCAAAGACAGAAAGACAGGCAAAUGGGGAGCCCAAAUUGAAGCGUCGAAAGGCGGACUCGAGGAAAGAGGUGGAUCGAACACCUCCUACAGAUAUCUCAUUGGAAAAUCUUGGAGGAGUGGACAACGUCAUCGAGGAAUUGAAUGAGCUGGUGGCCAUGCCUAUGUUGUAUCCGGAUACAUAUAUUCGCACUGGAAUACAGCCUCCUCGUGGAGUGCUGCUACACGGACCUCCAGGCUGUGGGAAAACGAUGAUAGCGAACGCCUUUGCAGCAGAAAUAGGGGUAUCAUUUAUACCCCUAUCGGCCCCCUCGUUGGUAGCUGGAAUGUCAGGAGAGUCGGAAAAAAAAAUUAGGGAUAUUUUUGAAGAGGCGAAACGAAUGGCACCAUGUCUCGUCUUCAUCGAUGAAAUCGACGUCAUAAUGGGCAAGCGGGAGAGUGCUCAGAGGGAAAUGGAGAAACGAAUAGUGGCACAGAUGCUCACGUGCAUGGACGAAAUGGCAUUGGAGAAGACGGGUGGGAAGCCAGUGAUCAUUAUUGCAGCUACGAAUCGACCAGAUAGCUUAGAUCCGGCUCUUCGAAGAGCAGGCCGAUUCAACAAGGAAAUCAACUUGGGUGUUCCUAACGAGCUUGCUCGUGAGAAGAUUCUACGAGCUCUGACCCAGAAAUUGACGCUACCUGGAGAUUUUGCAUUUCGAAGUUUGGCAAAACUCACACCAGGUUUUGUAGGGGCUGAUCUGAACGAUGUUGUGUCUGUGGCGGGCACGGAAGCAAUGAAGCGAAUGAUGGCGGUUCUGAAGCAACGUACUGCCACGGCCAUGGAUCUCGAUACCUUAUCCUCAGACGUCACACUUCCACCUUCGCUUCUCAUACUACGUUCUCUGGUUUCCCAUGCCGGCGAGUUCUCUCCCGACGGUGACUUCUCCAUCACAUACCAAGAUUUCCUGACCGCAAUCCCCAAAGUCCAGCCAUCAGCCAAGCGCGAAGGAUUCGCAACGAUCCCAGACACAACGUGGUCACACAUCGGCGCCCUCCACGAAGUCCGCGAGCAGCUCGAAAUGGCAAUCGUCGAGCCCAUCAAGCGACCUGAAUCCUUCGCUCGCGUUGGUAUCACAGCACCAACAGGAGUCCUUCUUUGGGGUCCACCAGGCUGUGGGAAAACCCUUCUAGCAAAAGCCGUGGCAAACGAGUCCAAAGCAAAUUUCAUAUCGAUCAAAGGUCCGGAACUGCUCAACAAGUAUGUUGGCGAAUCCGAACGGGCAGUGCGUCAAGUGUUUGAGCGAGCUCGUUCUUCUGUGCCUUGUAUCCUGUUCUUUGAUGAACUAGAUGCACUGGUACCGAAACGAGAGGACUCACUCUCUGAAGCUAGUAGCAAGGUUGUCAAUACUUUGCUCACGGAGCUGGAUGGAUUGAGCAACAGAGCGGGGAUUUACGUUAUUGCUGCAACGAAUAGACCGGAUAUGAUCGAUCCUGCCAUGCUACGUCCUGGUCGAUUAGGGACGUCGGUAUUGGUAGACUUACCUACGCCGGACGAGAGAGUUGAGAUUCUCAAAGCGUUGUACAAGAAGGCUCUACCUGCCGCUGCACAGAGUGAAGUGGAUGGAUUGGAGAGUGUGGCGAGGGAUGUGAGGUGCACGGGAUAUAGUGGAGCGGAUUUGGGCAAUCUGCAUCAGGCUGCUGCAGUUGCGGCGCUGAAGAGGGAGAUGGCUAAUGGUCCCGGGAGUGAGGAGUUGAGGAUCCAGGGGGGUGAUUGGGAGGUGGCGCUGGGGAAGGUGAGGGCUAGUGUUAAGGAUGUCGGGAAGUAUAGGAGGUUGAAAGAAAGGGGGAUGUGA
Hyaloscypha bicolor E is the source of this 2286-nucleotide messenger RNA. RefSeq names its product AAA-domain-containing protein. The coding region runs from base 1 to 2286 and encodes 761 amino acids. The transcript is spliced from 3 exons. Gene Ontology annotation, molecular function: ATP binding; preribosome binding; ATP hydrolysis activity. Gene Ontology annotation, biological process: ribosome biogenesis. The record is from RefSeq and is a predicted model, not a curated record. Lineage: Eukaryota; Fungi; Ascomycota; Leotiomycetes; Helotiales; Hyaloscyphaceae. Gene Ontology annotation, cellular component: nucleus.